Molecule: messenger RNA, 304 nt
Organism: Piliocolobus tephrosceles (Ugandan red Colobus)
Lineage: Eukaryota; Metazoa; Chordata; Mammalia; Primates; Cercopithecidae
Gene: PRAC1
Product: PRAC1 small nuclear protein
Exons: 2
Source: RefSeq, a predicted model, not a curated record
CCUCUCCAGCCUAAGGUGUGCGAACAGAGCGCCACUGGGAGGCCGAAACCUUCAGGUCAAUGCCUGCUUGCGAGCCCAGGCAAGCUGGAUUCUGGUCCCCACCUUUGCAGAGAGAACAGCGAUGUUGUGCGCCCAUUUCUCAGAUCAAGGACCGGCCCACCUUACUACCUCCAAGAGUGCUUUUCUCUCUAAUAAGGUAAACUAGCUGAUAAAACAUCUACUUUGAAAACUGGGUGAGGCCAGGCAUGGUGGCUCAACCUGUAAUUCCAGCAUUUUGGGAGGCCGAGGCAGGCGGAUUCCUUGA